This is a messenger RNA of Vigna unguiculata (cowpea), 10259 nucleotides long. RefSeq lists its product as uncharacterized. Gene Ontology annotation, molecular function: ADP binding. NCBI's taxonomy places the organism in Eukaryota, Viridiplantae, Streptophyta, Magnoliopsida, Fabales, Fabaceae. The record is from RefSeq and is a predicted model, not a curated record.
UCUGAUCUCAAUGCUUUGAAGUGAUUGGAGGAAGCUACCAUUCUUUCUCUGUGUUCUUCAUCACACUUUCUGAUUGUUGUCAGAUUUGUCUUGUCAAAUGAAGUAAUAUCACCUUAUUGAAGUUAUUUUUAAGCACGAGACGCUGUGGAUCAUCUCUAAUGUAAAUGAAAAGAUGUAGUUGAGAUGUAGCAUGGCUGCUCUAAUAACAUGUUAUCAUUUCUUGACAUCGUCACCUCGAGCAAAGGCGUGGCUAAAGAAGCAAUUGAUUCAACUGGACUUGUACGAGGCAAGAGUUGAUCAAGUAAAAGAUGUUGUGGAGAAGCUCAAGAAGAAGAGAGAUUCUAUUCAACAUACAGUUGACGAGGAAGAACGUCGACAUGGAAGAAAAAUUCACGUUGAAGUUAAAGAAUGGAUGGAGAGUGUGGAUAAACUCAUUCGCGCAUAUAAGGAUUUCGACGAUGAUGAAAUAUGCCAUAAACGUGCGGUGUUUGAGUUUUUCGACAGUGGUUACCUUCCCAGGCCAGGGAUAAGGUAUCGUCGAAGUAUAAAAGCAAAAGAUAUCACAAAGCAGGCAAAUGGGUUACUGCAAAAUGCAAAGUUUGACAUUUUAUCUUAUUGGUCUGGCCCACCCUCCAUGGCUGCCUUUUUUUCCAACCUUGGUUAUGAAAGCUAUACAUCAAGAAAUGACACUGUGAAAAAGAUUACUGAUGAAUUUCAAAAGCCAGGUGUUAGAAUGAUCGGUCUUCAUGGGUUGAGUGGCGUUGGCAAGACAUCUUUAGUGAAAGAGGUUGUGAAGAAAGCCUUGAAAGAUAAGAUGUUCGAAGUGGUGACCAUGGCAAGUGUGACAAAAAACCCUGAUGUAAGAAAAAUCCAAGGACAAAUUGCUGAUAUGUUGGGAUUUGUAUUGGAGGAGGAAAGUGACAUUGCAAGAGCUGCUAGGAUACAUAAAAUAUUGAAUAAUGAGAAUAAGAGCACGCUCAUAAUCCUAGACGAUCUUUGGGAAGAAGUGAACUUUAACCUGCUAGGGAUUCCAUGUGAAUUAGAGAAAGAAGAUGGCGUAACAAAUGUCCAAGGAAAAUCCCUUGAUGUUGAUAGCUUGAAGAAUGUUAGUGAUGGAAAAUCCCCUGAUGUUGAUAUCUUGAUGAAUGUUGAUGGUUCUAAGAAUAUAAAUAAAGGAAAAUCCCCUGUUGAUGCUUCUGAUCGAGUGAAAGCGGAAAAUUUUGUUCCUCAAUACAAAGGGUGCAAGAUUUUGAUGAUUUCUGAAAUCAAACAAGUGUUGUUAACUCAAAUGGAAGGGAAAGAAGAGAGUAUUUUCCCCGUGGAUGUCUUAAAGGAGGAGGAAGCAGAGAUGUUGUUCAAGAAAAAGGCAGGAAUAAGUGAUAAGAAUUCUGAAUAUGACAAAUUAGCAGCUCAAAUUGCCAGCAAGUGUAAAGGGUUGCCAAUGACUAUAGUUACUACUGCAAGGGCAUUGAAAAAUAAGAGCCUUUCUGUAUGGGAUCAAACUAAUCGAAAACUUGAAUCUCAAAACUUAACUGGAGUACCUGAAUUUUCUACGAAGUUGAGUUAUGAACUUUUAGAAGAUGAGGAACUUAAGUACACAUUCUUGCUUUGUGCUCGCAUGGGUCAUGACGCAUUGAUUAUGGACUUGGUGAAAUAUUGUAUUGGUUUUGGUUUUCUUCAGGGAAUCAACACAGCAAGGCAAACCAGAGACAAAUUAUUUAUGCUGGUUGCAAAGUUAAAAGAGGCAGGUUUGUUGUCUGACAGUUAUUCAAGUGACCAUUUUACAAUGCCAGAUACUGUUCGCAGAGCAGCUUUGUCCAUAGCAUAUAAAGAAAAUCAAUUGUUUACAAUGACAAAUGGAAGGCUAGAUGAAUGGCCAGAUAAACUUCAAAGGUAUGCUGCAAUUUCCUUACAUCAUUGUGAUUUCAUUGAAGAUUUUCCUGGGAAGUUAAAUUACCCAAGACUUAGAGUCCUUGAAAUAGUUAAUAAUAUUCCACGUCCGAAAAUACCCAAAAACUUCUUCAAAGGAGUGAAAGAACUUAGAGUGUUGAUAUUGACCGGUAUUGAUCUCCCCCUCAUUGAUUCAUCAGUUUCAUCCUUGUAUAAACUUAGAAUGCUUUGUUUGGAGCAAUGUUCCAUGCUAGAUGAGGAAUUAUCCAUCAUAGGAGUGCUGAAAAGGUUAAGAGUUCUUAGUCUUUCAGGAUCUGAUAUUAAAAGUUUGCCAAAUGAGUUGAAUGAGUUAAAAAUGCUACAAAUUUUUGACAUAAGCAAUUGCCCUAAACUUAAAAAAAUUCCACAUGGUGUCAUAUCUAGCAUGGUAAGUCUGGAGGAGUUGUAUAUGAGAAAUACCUUGAUUCAAUGGGAGGAUGAAGAACAAACACGUCAAAGUAAAAUAGCUCUUCUUUCUGAUUUGAAUCAUUUGAAUCAAUUGACAACUCUAGACAUACAAAUCCCAAAUGUUUCCUAUUUGCCAAAGAAUUUGUAUUUUGACAAGUUAGAUAGUUACAAGAUUGUUAUUGGAGAUUUGAGUUCAUUUUUAGAGACUGGUUUCCAAAUGCCAGAGAAAUAUGAAACAUUGAAAUUUUUGGCUGUACAAUUGGAAAAUGGAUCUGACAUUCAUUCUCUAAUGGGGAUCAAAAUGUUGUUUGAAGGAGUUGAAAAUUUGUUUCUAGAACUUAAUACUGUCCAUGAAAAGCACAACAGUGUCCAUGAAGCUCAUAAUAUUGUCCACGACCUCUUUUAUAGAUUGAAUUUGAAAGGAUUUCCAUAUCUCAAACAUUUGUGGAUUGUAAAUAAUUCUACCAUUCAAUCUCUCAUCCAUCCAAAGGACAGGCAAUACCCUGAGAAAGCUUUUCCAAAAUUGGAGUCACUAAGUCUCUAUAAUCUCAAGAUGGAUGAAAUAUGCUCAUGUAAACUUUCAGAACCCUCCUUUGGUAAACUGAAAGUCAUUAAGAUUAAUCUCUGUGGUGAAUUGAAGAAUGUAUUCUCAAUCUCCAUGGUUGGGCUUUUAAAAGUUCUUGAAACAAUUGAAGUUUCCGAAUGUAGCUCUUUGAAGGAAGUUAUCUAUGUGGGACCACCUAUCAACCCUGAAAAAACUGUGAUUCCUAUGCUUCCUGAAUUACGCUAUUUGAAGUUGCAUUCUUUGUCUAAAUUCAUUGGGUUUGAUGCCACUCCUUAUAUAGAAGGAGAGGAAAGAAAACUUUUCCACGAAAAGGUUGGAGUUUCAAAAUUACAGAGACUAGAGUUGUCCUCGAUCCAAAUUGAUGUAAUAUGGAGUGUCAGGAGCCAAUCUUCAGAAAUAUUAUCUUUUGAAAAUUUGACACAUUUGGACGUGAAUGGUUGUUGGAAACUAAAAUCUUUGAUGUCAUUUACAAUGGCCAAUUGUCUGGUGAAUCUUCAAAGCCUUUAUGUAAGUGACUGUAAAAAGAUGAGUUGUAUCUUCCUACCUAAACAAGAUACAGAGAAGGAUAUUAUGGGUAGCAUCUUUCCAAAAUUGAAGAAUAUGAAACUUUCCAACAUGAUUAGUCUGAGUAAGAUAUGGUAUCCCAAACUCCCUUCAGACUCCUUUUACACACUAGAAACUCUAAUUAUCGAGGAGUGUCACAAACUUGAAAAUGCAGUGGAAAGAAUAUUUGGGAGUCUAUGCAACUUGAGAGUUACAAAUUGCAGGUCCAUGGAAGCCAUAUUUAAUAUAUGUGAGCAAGUCGGGGAUGUAGCUAAUAACUUGCAAGAUGUUCAUUUAGAAACACUCCCAAAAUUGGAGAUUGUAUGGAGAAUUAAUAAUAAAGACCUCGUAGGGAUUCCCAAGUUUAACAAUCUAAAGAGGAUCUUGGUUCAAGAUUGUGAGAGCUUGGAAUAUAUAUUUCCAUUUUAUGUAGCCAAGAAUCUUGAUAAUCUUGAAUCUCUUGUGGUUUGUGAUUGCUGUGGACUGAAUGAAAUUGUUGCCAAAAGGGAAGUUACCAACACGGAUAGAGAAAAAUUUAACUUUCCUAAACUAAGCACCAUCAAAUUUUCAGACCUGCCAAAACUUACGAGUUUUUACCCAACGGCUUAUGAUUUAUCCUGUCCAUUGAAUGAGUUGUCUAUUAAAUUUUGUAACAAUCUGGAACCAUUCAACAACGGAACCGAGCAUGCACAAAGAAAUCCUGUACAUGCGUUCUUUCCUGAAAAGGUUAUCAAUAACUUGAAGUCCAUGCAAAUUGAGUUCUGGCAUGCAAAGUCACCAAGAAGUUAUAUGGGUAAAGGGAACCAUCGAAGGGAUAACUUAGAAGAGCUUUCCUUAUCUAGAUUAAUGAAUACUGAGAUUUUAUACUCUUUCCUACAUAGAAAUCCUAAUUUGAAGAGCCUAUCACUGAAUAAUUGUUACUUUGAAAAUAUAUUGCCUCUAAAGGAAGAUACUGAAAUUGAAAACUUGGGAGUAGUUCCAAAUCUGAAAAGCUUGAUGUUGAUAGACUUGCUGAAUCUCAAAGAGAUAAGCUUUGAACCCGCCAUAAUUCUUGAAAGGUUAGAGUUCUUGAUUUUGAAGAACUGUUGUAAUAUGAUUACAAUAGCACCUUCCUCUGUAUCUUUUACUCGCUUGAAAAAUCUAGAAGUGGUCAAGUGUGAUCGAUUACAAAGUCUAAUGUCAGCAUCUACUGCAAAAAGUUUGGUUCAGCUCAACACCAUGAAAGUAGUAAAAUGUGAAUCCCUGAUGGAAAUAGUAAGAAAGGAUGGACAAAAAUCUGACAGAGUUGUUUUUCAACAAUUGAAAGCCCUAGAGCUUGUUUCACUUAAGAACCUCAAGAGUUUUUGUGUCUCUGAUUGUGACUUUGAAUUUCCAUCUUUGGAGAAAUUGGUUGUGAGCGCAUGUUAUAAUAUGGAUAAAUUUUCAGAAACAGUCACCAGCUCACCAAUUUUACAAAAUGUACAUGUUGUACAUGGAAAAGAGAACAAACGAUUCUGCUGGGAAGGAGAUAUAAAUGCUACAAUACAAAAAAUGUUCGAGGAAAUGAAAUUUUUUGAAGGCAUGGAGGAGAUAAGCCUUUCGGAACAUCAAGAACUACACGAAACUUGGCAACGAGGAGCUGGUCUGCAAAAGAAAAAUAGCUGGUUUUAUAGUUUGAAAAUUUUGAAGCUUGAGAACUGUGUAAUUCAACCAUGUGCAAUUCCAUCUAAUAUUCUUCCUUAUUUGAUGAGCUUAAAAGAACUGCAAGUACGAGGUUGCAACAAUGUAGAGGUAAUUUUUGAGAUGAAUGCUGAAGAGAGUACUGCAUCAGCAAUCCACUUGCAAAAAUUGACUUUAGAAAAGUUACCACACCUUAAGGAUGUGUGGGAAAGAAAUGAUAAAGGAACCAAGAGCUUUCAAAAUCUGAAGCUAGUCAAUGUCAGUGAAUGUAGAGACCUGCAAACUGUGUUUCCUUUUACCUUGGCAAAAAGUCUUAAGAAGCUUGACGAACUUAAAAUAAUGCAUUGCCAUGGAUUGCAUGAAAUUGUUAGAAAGGAAGAGGACACAACAGCUGUGUUUGUGUUCCCUUGCUUAACUACACUGAAACUUGCUGAUCUGCCAGAGCUCCUUUACUUUUACCCAGAAUCAUUUACUUUGGAAUGCUCUACGUUAAAGGAACUAGUCGUGUGGAAGUGUCCAAAGAUGGAGCUAUUUGGAAGUGCUAACAGACAAUCCAUUUUCUUUGAUCUGAAGGACAUUAGCAACCUUGAAGUAUUGAUACUUGGCUGGGAACACACAUUGGCGUUAAGGACAAUACUGGGAGAACCUAUGGACAACCUCAAAUAUUUAAAUGAUAUUCAGCUUGUAUUUAUUAUUGAUGAGAACGAAAGACCUGAUUUGCCCAUUCAAAUACUCCAGAAGAUGCCCAAUUUAACAAAAUUGAGUAUACACCAUUGCAGUUGGCUCGAGGUAUUUCAAACUCAAAUCCCAGAAAUUGUUGAGAAAAGGGUGCUUACACACUUGAAAUCAUUGAGACUGAAUGGUGUGUCGAAACUCCAGUCCAUUGGGUCAGAGGACUCACCAUGGUUAAACCUGCUUUGUGACAGUGAAAAGCUCCAACAUUUAGAGGUUGUCAAUUGUCCUGAUUUGAAAUCACUAGUGCAUUCUACUCCUUCACCUUCAGUGUCUUUUAAGCAUGUGAAAGAAAUGUACAUAACCAAUUGUCAAGAUAUGAAGUAUUUAUUCACAUUACCAGCAGUGAAUAACUUAGAGAGCCUUGAGUAUAUAGAAGUCAAUAACUGUGAAUCAAUGGAAGCAAUAGUCUUGAAAGUUGAGGAUGACAUUUCAAAAGAGAUCCAAUUACAGCGGUUAAAACACAUCGAUCUAAAUCAUUUAUCAAGCUUGAAAUGCUUUUAUUCAGGUGAUGCCACUUUGCAGUUGCCCUCCUUGAUCCAAGUGGACAUAUGGAUGUGCCCCAAGAUGGAGUUUUUCUCUAGAGGACGCAUACAGCUGAAUUCUUCAUUUAGAGGAAUUGAAGCUUUAAACGUCUCAAGGGAUGAAUUGGUCUUCUACCUUGAUCUUAACUCUUCGGUAAAAAAGGUGUUCCUGCAACAGGAGUUUUUUCAAGCCCUGGACCCGGUUUGUAAACUUGGUCUGGAAAACAAAUGGUGGGCCAAUAUGGAAACUUUGAAGCUGCAAAACUGCACUCUAUCAUAUGCAAUUCCAUCUUACAUUCUUGCUCUUUUAAAGAACUUAAAGGAGCUAGAAGUACGAGAAAGCAACCAAGUAAAGGCAAUUUUUGAUAUAAAUGACGACACUGAGAUUAACGAAACAGAAUCCCAAUUGAAGAUAUUGACAUUAAUUGGCCUAUCAGAGCUGACACAUGUGUGGGAAAAGGACACUCACAGAAUUCUCAUCUUUCGCAAUCUACAACAGGUUGUUGUUAGUAAUUGUGCAAAGCUGCAAAUUUUAUUUCCUACUUACCUGGCAAAAAGUCUCAAGGAUCUUAAUAAGCUUAAAAUAAAUAACUGUAAAAAUUUGCAAGACUUAGUUGAACAGGAAGAAACAACAUGUGUUACAGAAAAGUUUGUGUUCCCUUGUCUAGAGGAUUUGGAACUCCGUAACUUGCCCCGGGUCACUUGUCCUAAAAUGUUCACUCUGGAAUUCCCCUCCGUAAAAUUCUUAGAUGUGAGGAGUUGUGAUGGUUUAGGGUUAUUUAAAAGUGUAUAUGAUCCCAUGGGUGAGGGUACUUCAAGCAGCAGACUUCCUCUUAUAUCAGAUCCAAAGGUCAUUUCCAACCUGGAGAAACUGACUCUUGAGUGGAAACAAAUUUUGCCAUUAAGCUUAUGGCUUAAGUCACAACAAUCUACAGAAGGCCUCCCAAAUUUAAACAGCAUUUACGUGUCUUUCUUUGGCGCCAAGGAGAAUGAAAUACCCAUGUUGCCCAUUGAAAUACUCAAGGCUCCAAAUUUAAUAGAAAUGAAUGUAAUGCAUUGUGAAAGUCUCGAGAAUUUCCUUGUUCAAAAUGCUAAAAUUGGCGAGGAGGAGAUGUUAGGAAAGUUAACAAUGUUGAGGCUAUAUGAUGUGUCCACUACACAAUUAUUCGAGUUAGAGUACUCCUCAAGUUUAAACAUCUUUGAGAGGCUCCACAGAUUAUUUGUUUCCCACUGUCCCCAUUUGACAACAUUAGGAGUACAUUCUACUUCUAUAGUGUCUUUCUAUUGUUUGAAAGAACUGUUUAUAUACAAAUGUCCAAACUUGAAGUACUUAUUUACAUCUUCAGCUGCCAAAAUGUUAAUGAACCUUGAGGAGAUUAGUGUCAUCGAAUGUGAAUCACUAACAAAAAUAGUGGUUAAAGAGGGAGAUGCAACUUCUGAAGCCAUUAAAUUUGAGCGACUCCACACCAUUUAUCUCAAAUCCUUAACAAGUUUAGUAUGCUUUUAUUCCGGUAGUGAGACUCUGCAAUUAUCAUCUUUGAAAAUUGUGACAAUAUGGAGCUGCCCCAACAUGGAGAUUUUCUCCCAAGGAAUCGAAUCCCUUAUGGGAAUUACGUUAUCCAUAGACCUGGAACCAAAUGAUUUACCUCCUCCACAAGAUCUAAACACCAGAAUAAAAGGGAUAUCACAACGAAAGGAGUUUAUUGAAUCAGUGGACAAGGAGUGUUUUUCUGAUUAUCUUAAGCUACAAGAAGAUCCACAUUGUAACUUUCGCCUGCAAAACCGAUGGUUGAGCGAUUUGGUUAGUUUGAAGCUUCAGAACUGUACUUUGUCAUGUGCAAUUCCAUCCCCUAUUCUAGCUCUUCUAAAGAGCUUAGAAGAGUUGGAAGUACGGGAUAGCACAACGGUAGAGGUAAUUUUUUAUAUGAAUGACAGUGACAGUAUGGAAAUAGCAUCCCGGUUGAGGAUUUUGACCUUAGAAGGGCUAUCGAAGCUGACACGUGUUUGGGAAAACAAGAAAAAUGGAGUUCUCAUCUUUCCAAAUCUGCAGCAGAUUGUUGUUAGCAAUUGUGAAAAAUUGGAAACUCUAUUUCCUGCUUCCAUGGCAAAAAAUCUGAAAAGUCUCAAAGGAAUUAAAAUAAAUUUUUGUGAUGAGUUACGAGAAAUUGUAGAAAAAGAAGAAGACAGAGAAGAAAAGUUUGUGCUCCCUUGUUUAGAGAAGUUGGAUCUUUCUUCGUUGUCAAAACUCACUUGCUUUUACCCUGAAACAUUUGCUUUGGAAUGCCCAGCCUUAAAUGAAUUAUCUGUGUUUGAUUGUAAUGAAUUGGAGUUGUUUCAAUGUGCACAUUCCACGGGUGAGGGUACUUCAGUUAACAGACGACCUCUGAUCUCAAGUCUAGAUGUCAUUUCAAACCUGAGAGAAUUGAAUCUCGAUUGGAAACAUAUUCUGGCAUUAAGAUCAAGGUUUAGGUCUGAAAAAUUUAAAGGGGUCUUCAAAUUUGUAAACAAAAUGUUACUGGACUUGGACGGUGAUGUGGGUGAGAUGCCUAUAGUGCUCAAUGAAAUACUCCAUAAAGCACCCAAUUUAAUAGCAAUGAUUAUGGUUAUGCAAAAAUGCAAUAAUCCGGAGAUUUUCCUUGCUCAAAACCCCAAAAUUGGUGAGGAUGGGAUGCUCUUACAGUUAAGAAAAUUGAUACUAGUCGAAGUAUCUGCUAUCCGGUCCAUCCAGUCAGAGAACUCAUCGUGGUUAAACACAAUCUGCGAGAAGGUUCACGAAUUACAUGUCUUUGAAUGCCCUGAUAUUGAAACAAUAGGAGUGCAUUCUACUUCUACAAUGUCUUUCUCUUUUCUGAAAAAAGUGUUUGCAAGCGACUGUCCCCAAUUGCAGUAUUUAUUUACAUCUUCAGUCGCCAAGAAGUUAGUGAACCUCAAAGAGAUCAUGGUCACAGAAUGUAAAUCUCUGAAAGAAAUAGUGUCAAAAGAGGGAGAUGAACAUGAACAGAAAGGAGAAGGUGAAGAUGAAGAUGAAAAUGAGAUGAUAUUCUUGAAGCUUGAGAUUUUGACUCUUAUCUCAUUAGGCAAAUUUGAAAUGUUUUACACGGGGAGUUCCACUUUGAAUUUCCCAUCCUUGAGAAGAGUGAGGGUUGACAAAUGCUUCAGCACCAAAAUUUUCCGUCGUCGUGAUAAAGUGCCUCCGAAAUUUAAUGUAAUGAUAGAUGAAAUCCGUUGUAAAGGUGAUACAAAAGCUCUGAUCAUGCAACAGUUUGAGGAGGAGGCAUCCUGAGUUAGUAUGGUGACAAAUUCCCUUCACUUGAAAUUGUGUCAGCUGAAAGAAACUUGCUGUCGUUGCAUUUGCUUAUGGUAGGUACCCUUGAAAACAUGUUUUCUUCUUUUUAUCAAGCACGCCAACAGAGAAGACAUGGAAUCUUAGAAUCAGGGGACUCAAAGAUGGAAAAGAUAGCGACCUGACUACAACUAUCAAAAAAUAGAGGGCUUUUUCUUUGUGUUGAAGUGCAUUGUUCAUGAAUAAAGUUUCCCUAUAUACCUACAGGAAACAGGAAACGUGAAUGCUUCUCAACAUAUGUAUAUUUGUUUUUGAAUAAGUGUUGUUCUUGUAUUCAUACAGGAGCUGAUGCGUGUUGCUUUAGGAGGUUUGAAUUGUUUUAAAUUAAGUUCUUGAAGGGUUUUCCAUGAAUAAAUUUGAUAUGAGUUUAUCUGUAGAGAAAGAUGCUCCACGGAUAAGUUGGAAAUUGAGCAAUGCAUCUCUAGACAUGUUGGCUUUCUCUGCUACAAGGUGUUUCAUGAACUAUACUGCAAUGUAUGUGUGUGUAUGUACUAUAUUUCUUAAGUUGUAAAAUGAAUGUCUUUUUUGAAUAAAGUUGGCUGAGGCGUGUAUUGUU